Molecule: messenger RNA, 952 nt
Organism: Mercenaria mercenaria
Lineage: Eukaryota; Metazoa; Mollusca; Bivalvia; Venerida; Veneridae
Product: complement C1q tumor necrosis factor-related protein 3-like
Exons: 2
Coding region: 76-657 (193 amino acids)
Molecular function (GO): protein binding
Source: RefSeq, a predicted model, not a curated record
ACACGUAUACUCUGUAUACACAGUAUAUAAAACUCGCAGAAUUAGCAGCGGCAUAAUAUUUCGUAAACAGUUUAUAUGCUUAUGUGUACAUCAUUUUACAAAAUGUAUAGAAGAAUGUCGCUUUCAAACUAUUUAAGAGAUUAUAUGUCUGAUACUGAAAGUGGGGAAAUAACGUCUACAGACGAGGAAGAAGAAAUUAUUCAAAAACCUGCAAGUCAGCCAAAGUCAACGGUUUUUACAUUAGAUUUUUCAGCUCACCUGUCAGCUUCUUUAUCUAAUGUGUUGUCAUAUCAUUCUAUUAUUUUUGACAUUGUGGAUACGAACAACGACAAGUCCUACAAUGUUACAACAGGACGAUUUACUGCACCGUUUAAAGGAAUAUAUGUCUUUUUUAUUACAAUUACCAGCACUGAAAAACUGAAAGCGUCGUUAUGUUUUAUGCACAAGUUUAAUCCAGUUUUUCAAGCAAAUGUAAAAGAAAUGGAACAAUUAGUUGAGGGCUAUAACACAAAGACUAUGGCUGUUGUACUCAGCCUUGAAAAAGGAGAGAAGGUUUGGGUAAUGAACGGUACUAAGGUGUCAGACGUAAGUCAAAUGUUCGAGCCCUAUUAUACAUCAUUUUCUGGAGGAUUAGUUGAGAAACAGAGUACCUUGUGAGUUUAUUGAAAUGUUUUAUUGAAAUAUGUAUGAUAAUACAGUUCUUACUAUUUUAAGAACACUCAUAAUUGAUUGGGUAAAAUCACUUUUCAGUAAAAACAUUAUACAUCAACGGUGUAUCAUCGACAUAACUGAAGUUAUUACACUAUAAUCCCCCAUACCGUAUACAUUAUCUAACUUAUGAUAUACUACGUACAAUGCUAAUACUGCGUUAUUGGAUUUAACCUUGUGGUUAAGAAUAAACCGUGUUUACACUAUAUGUAUAUUUUUUAAAGAAUACAUGUUGUAAAAUUCA